AUGUCCGCUAUGGAUUGUGGUGUUGCCAAAAUGCCGAGAAGUGCAUGCUUCCCGGCCCCGAUUGAAACUCAUAUAAAGAACCAAGACUGUUAUUCGUCUGCGCCGAGCCACGAUGCCAUGUCACUCGCUGACCCCAUCCCCUCGCCACGCCGAUGGUCUCCCACAUAUCAGCCCCGAAGGAGGAGCAGACAAUUUCCGACAUUGUCAUUCGUGCCGUCACCCACAUUGUAUCGCGAGGCUCAUGAUUCUUCAGCAACAUCUCUCUCCCGGCGGCCCGCGAGCAGAGGGCCACCGAUCAUCUCACCUUUCCGUUCCGUUCGAAGAAUGAAGGAACCAUUUCAGCUUAUGCUCCCAUCUUCGCCAGUGUCAUGCGACAGUGCGCCGACAUUCCGCCCAAAGUCGACUAGAGAAUCGAAGCUGCCAGGCGGUCAUACACUUCGACAUUGGCGCUCUGACCAAAAUUUGACGUCCACUAGCAUGUCAUCUUUCGGUCUCCUACCCAGUCCCCCGAUAUCAGAAUCAAGAGCAGGCAGCGCGGAAGCUGAUUCAUAUUUUCAGUGCAAGGAUGAACCAAGGGCUGUGGAUAGCAUAUAUGAGGACGUACAAAAAGAGCCUAGUCUGCCUGAGCUGGAGGAGUUCAGUCGGCCCGACAGUGAAGUGGACGAUGUCGACGCAGAUCUGAAUUACAAAGCUUAUCGCCCACCCGGGUGGACGGAAGAAGCCCACGCACAACCCGAAGAACAAAGGUGGACAGACGUGACCAGUGUCCAUGAAGCGCAUUCGCAUCUCAUCCGGCAAUGCGAAGCUAAUGAGUCGAGACACACCACGAGCUAUGAUGGGCGCUCCAGCCCCAUAUAUUCUCCUCCAGGGCCCAUGGCCGGUCAUGUUCCAGGCAGCUCGCCGAGACCUCAACGGCCGAGAACAGCCACUGUUUCAAGUUCGGCAAGUUGGAUACCUAGUAAUUUGGCAUAUUGUGAGACAUGGCUGAAAGGCGUGCCCUUUGAUCCGAUCUCUGGAAAAAAUGAAAAUAUCAAGGAAUCCAACCGUCGGAAAGUCCAGAUCGUUGAAAUGGAUCCAGAGCCAAUUCGAACAAUUGCAUUUACGCCGGGAAAGAAGUCUCUCGACGAGCCACUAAGAUUUGCUGUUGCAAGCAAACCUAAAAACAAACCAAGACUAGUCGAUAUUGCUCGACAGUCCUCGCCAUCAAUGCCACCUCCGCCAUCUCUACUACCACACCCUCUGCCAAUGACACCAGAUCAGCGGCAAGAGGAAGUUUCUGCCUUUAGCCCUGACACACCCCUUGAUAACCCACUGGACAUGUCAGACAGUGGUUACGGUACUCGGGAGUCUGGAUACUCCUUGUCCACAUACGAGGACGGCAAAGAUGAUGAUGUCUACACUGACCCAGGGUCAUUGUCUUCGGACAGUGUCACCUCUACCGUGGUUGGCGAACGGCCUGACACCGCGCAGGGAGAGCGCGAAAGGUCCCCUCAGCCUCAAAUUAGAUCUGGAAGUUUGAGCCCAGAAGGAACACCACAGCCUAAUCAUUCUCCGGCACGGAGAUCUAUCAAGUCCGAAAAGGCUGGAUCAGAUGAAGCAACACCAUGGGACGAUGCAGACCAUGAGUGGACUUUGGAUGACCAUCAAUGGACUCUUGACCAACUUGAGCAUUCUGUCAAAGACUUUCCUCGCCACAUGCUCCGACUCACCUCACCUGCCAUCUUGCAUGUUCGAAAAAGCGACGACAGAGACUUCUUACGCCCAUUUAGGACAAUAUUUCCAGAUGUCACCGAGAGUUUAUUGGAUUGUCUUUGUGCAGCACUCAUUGCCCGCAACUACCUCCUUUCCUUAUCAACCAUUCAUCGUCACAAACCCUCAUUAAUAGCGCGGAACGAAAAUUACGGCAUUGAUGCCAUCCCUGCCAAAGCAUACAGCACGCUGGGUAUCCAGCUCCCAUCCGGAUCCCCAGGCCGCAUCAAGGAUCGACUUCUUAGCUCUAGAAGUGCAGAGCUACGCCGGGAAGUGGAAAGAAUCAUCGAUAACCUGCUAUUUGCGGUCUGUGGCCGAUCCGAUGAAACACUAAAAUCUGCCAUCGAAGUCCUCGCUCAGGUAUUGGAAGUAAAAGCCCCAUAG
This is a messenger RNA of Penicillium odoratum, 2133 nucleotides long. RefSeq lists its product as uncharacterized. Bases 1 to 2133 code for a protein of 710 amino acids. The record is from RefSeq and is a predicted model, not a curated record. Lineage: Eukaryota; Fungi; Ascomycota; Eurotiomycetes; Eurotiales; Aspergillaceae. The transcript has 2 exons.